GACAAAGCACCGGGCGCAAAAUGCUACUUCACCCACAGUUUACUUCCAAAUUAUAUUGAGCCGAGCCUACCUCCAACGAAGAAGAAACCCUUUUCCAUCUUCUUAGCUCAGCCAUUCACCCAUACAUUUGACUUGAUUCUUCCUGAAGAAAUAUACGAGCUUUGUCAGCAAGAACUUGAUGGCGAUGCAGGAACUCUACAUUAUGCACGAGUUAACAUGACCUUGCUCGAGGUGAUCUCGGGAGACUUCUUCACGAACUACAUCAAGAAAGGAAACAUCAUGAUGCUCUCAGAAGGCCGCCCGACGGUCGACAACGUCUUUUCCCUUUAUGAAGGCAUAUUGAAACUCGAGCUGGACCGCCCGACCUACGAACGGUGUGGGCUCGUAGGUAAGCCCAUAGAGGACGGAGGAAAGAAACACAAGAAAGCACGAUAUGUCGUCGAGCUUGACCUCAGAUCGCCCUCAAUGCUACACGGCAAGCGCGGCUUCGAGCGUCUUAUCCGGGCCUGCAGAGAACAUCUCAGCGAUUCCCUCACGUGGCUUUUCCACGACCUGCAGCCUUCCACGGAAAGCAACGAGGAAACUCCGAUAUCUGCAUUCCACGCCAUCAUUAAAACUAUCAAACCAACCACCACGCCCCUUCCCUCAACAAAAUCACCCGUGCUUUCCUCCGCCAACCUCCCGGAUACCUACGACCCCGACGACUCGGCAUCUCUACUCGAGUAUCUGCACCUCCUCUCCCUAUCCUCCCCCCGCCUCCACGCCUCCGACUCCAUCGACCCCUACCUCAGCCGCUACGAAGUGCCUGAGUUCGGCGAGCACAGCGGCACCGAAGUGCGCAAUCUAGUGAAGCUGCGCUGGCACGGCUUCAUCCCACCGCUGUUCGUGAGGCGGCUGUUUCUGGAUGUGCUGAAG
Mytilinidion resinicola is the source of this 915-nucleotide messenger RNA. RefSeq lists its product as uncharacterized. The record is from RefSeq and is a predicted model, not a curated record. The annotation marks the transcript as partial. Gene Ontology annotation, molecular function: ribonuclease P activity; ribonuclease MRP activity. Gene Ontology annotation, biological process: tRNA 5'-leader removal; tRNA 3'-end processing; endonucleolytic cleavage in ITS1 to separate SSU-rRNA from 5.8S rRNA and LSU-rRNA from tricistronic rRNA transcript (SSU-rRNA, 5.8S rRNA, LSU-rRNA). Gene Ontology annotation, cellular component: multimeric ribonuclease P complex; ribonuclease MRP complex. The transcript is spliced from 6 exons. NCBI's taxonomy places the organism in Eukaryota, Fungi, Ascomycota, Dothideomycetes, Mytilinidiales, Mytilinidiaceae.